Molecule: messenger RNA, 4655 nt
Organism: Struthio camelus australis
Lineage: Eukaryota; Metazoa; Chordata; Aves; Struthioniformes; Struthionidae
Source: RefSeq, a predicted model, not a curated record
AUGGCAGCGAAGUGGAAGGAGGCAGACAGUGGAGAAGAAGAAUGCCGGUCCCAGCCCAGAAGCAUCAGCGAAAGCUUCCUCACUGUGAAAGGUGCAGCGCUCUUCCUGCCGCGAGGAAAUGGGUCUUCUACUCCCCGGAUCAGCCACAGGCGCAACAAGCAUGCAGGGGAUCUUCAGCAGCACCUGCAGGCCAUGUUCAUACUGCUCCGCCCAGAAGACAGCAUCAGACUGGCUGUAAGACUGGAAAGUACGUACCAGAACCGCACAAGAUACAUGGUGGUAGUAUCCACUAACGGCAGACAAGACACCGAGGAGAGCAUUGUUCUAGGGAUGGAUUUCUCUUCCAAUGACAGUAGCACUUGUACGAUGGGUUUGGUGCUGCCACUGUGGAGUGACACCUUGAUCCACCUGGACGGGGAUGGCGGGUUCAGCGUAUCGACAGAUAACAGGGUUCAUAUAUUCAAGCCAGUGUCUGUACAGGCAAUGUGGUCUGCUCUGCAGAGUUUACAUAAGGCUUGUGAGGUAGCCCGGAGUAACAACUACUACCCAGGGAGCCUCUUCCUUACGUGGGUCAGUUACUAUGAGAGCCAUAUCAACUCCGACCAGUCGUCAGUCAAUGAAUGGAAUGCCAUGCAAGAUGUGCAGUCCCACCGGCCCGACUCGCCUGCCCUCUUCACAGACGUCCCAACAGAGCGGGAGCGCACAGAACGACUGAUUAAGACCAAGUUAAGGGAGAUCAUGAUGCAGAAAGAUUUGGAGAACAUCACAUCAAAAGAGAUACGCACAGAGCUGGAGAUGCAGAUGGUGUGUAACCUGCGGGAGUUCAAAGAGUUCAUUGACAAUGAAAUGAUAGUGAUCCUUGGGCAGAUGGACAGCCCCACUCAGAUAUUUGAUCAUGUCUUUUUGGGCUCGGAGUGGAACGCCUCCAAUUUGGAAGACUUGCAGAACAGAGGGGUGCGGUAUAUUUUGAAUGUGACUCGAGAAAUAGAUAACUUCUUCCCAGGGCUCUUUGAAUACCAUAAUAUUCGGGUAUAUGAUGAAGAAGCAACAGAUCUUCUGGCUUACUGGAAUGACACCUACAAAUUCAUCUCCAAGGCAAAAAAAAAUGGCUCAAAGUGCCUGGUGCACUGCAAGAUGGGCGUGAGCCGCUCGGCAUCCACCGUGAUCGCCUACGCCAUGAAGGAGUACGGCUGGAACCUGGACAGAGCGUACGACUACGUGAAGGAACGGCGCACCGUCACCAAGCCCAACCCCAGCUUCAUGCGGCAGCUAGAGGAGUACCAAGGGAUCCUGCUGGCCAGCAAGCAGCGGCAUAAUAAACUGUGGCGCUCGCACUCAGACAGUGACCUUUCUGACCAUCAUGAACCCAUCUGCAAGUCUGGGAUGGAGCUGAACAAAAAGGAGAUCACCACCUCUGCUGACCGGAUCUCGGAUGCCAAGACCAACGACAACCAGCAACCAAUGUCUCCUGUCUACUCAGCUGAGCUGGACAGGGAGCAGCAGCUCCCAGAGGAUGCAAACAUGAUCGAGGAGCCAUGUGUGAAAGAGAGAAGGGUCCACCUGGAGUUUACGUGUAGAGACUUCCAUGCUGAGCAAAUGGAGGACAAGCUGAACCUAAACAAUAUCAAUGGCUGUCCAGCAGGAUGUUGCGUGGACUCUGUCCCCCCUGAUAACUGCCAUGCUUCUGAGGCCUUAAUGCAACUCCAGCACCCCUUAGAAAUAACGGAGUUUCCUGAUUUGACAGUGGAUGAUUUAGAAAAAGAUGCCCUUAAGCCUGAUAUGAACGUGCACUUGCUUCCCAUGGAAGAAUUCACGUCAUGCUUAAAAGACUUUCCCCAAUCCCCAAACCAGAAUUCCCCAAAUCCCCAGCAAGUUCCCCAGCCUGAAGUAACAGACCUCAGUACAGAUAGGAUUGAUUUCUUCAGCGCUUUGGAGAAAUUUGUGGAGCUUUCUCAGGAGAGCAGGUCGCGCACCUGCUCCCAUUCGAGGACGGAGGAGCAAGGUAGUGGAAGGAACGGGAUCUCCAAGGUGUCUGCUCUGGAAGUGCCACCUGCUGCAGAUGGGGGUGCAGAUGCUCGAAGGAACAGCUCUGGAAACUCCCCUCAAGCAUCGGAUGACUCCUCCACAGACGAAGAACAGCAAAAGGAGGUCCCUGAGCUGCCUAGCACAGGCCAUCUCACAAGAUCCCACUCAGAAAAUGCAAUUUCUGUGAAGGAAAUUAUCACAGAGAUUGAAUCAAUCAACCAGGGAGCAGGACCUGCGCAGCAGAGAGAGGGUUCAGCCAACCAUACCCAGACACCGAAGAGGAACACAGUGCAUGAGCUACCGGUGGAGGUGGUCUGGGCAUCAGAGAGGGUGGAGCAGAGUGAAAGAGCUUGUGCUGGACACCAGGAGAAAGAGAAGGACUCUCUGCAAGCUGAGCAAGAAGGUAGCUCUUCACUGCAGCUCUCUUCCUGCAAGUCGGACCUGGAGGAAAGCAGCCCUGCAGGGGAGCAGCAGGAGCCUUGCGGCCAGAACGUCAGUCCUGAGCCAAAGUGGUGCCCGGGCUCCGUCAAGCGGGCCACCUUGGAGUUUGAGGAGCGCUUGAGACAGGAGCAGGAGCAUCAGCAUGCCGCCCCAGGCUGCGUCUUACCCACUCGCAAGAACUCCAGGAACGACUCUCCGGCUCCUGAGCUCCUGCCACGGGGGAAGAAUGAGGAGCCAUCCCUGGAGCUGGCUCCAGAGAGCAACAAGAUGCAGAGUCCAGGUGCUGAGGAAUUGCUGCCUCCUGGGGCAGAGCAGCCUGCAGACAGACAUCUGUCUGUGCCGCUCGUCUCUCCUCCCCACGAGCCCAUGCCUGCAGGGCCUAGCCUGCAGCAAGAGGUAAUAGCUCAAGAGCGCAGGACAGUGGUCUCGUUUGAUGGCGCAGAAGAGCCAGCUCUGCCCUCCCUCCUCCCAAAGAGAAUUGAAAUAAUUGAGUACACUCCCACGCUCAAGUCUGCAGAGCGCCUUGAUGCUAGCUGUGAGCAGGGUGGGCUGGCUGCAGCCAUCCCGCCUUUAGAUGAAAACUUGAAUCCUUCGUUAUGCUCAGAGAAGGCCCCUACCUGUCUCAAAGCUCUGACUCUGGUUAGUCUUUCACUGCCAGAGCACGCGGUACAAAGGCAGGCCACCUUCACUAUAGGAAGCCCUAGCGAAGAAGGUAGUGGGUUAUCCGUUCAUCUCGGUGGUGCUUCGCCCUCUGUCCAGGUAGCCUACGCACCUUCAGCCAGCCUAGAUCGCUCUUCCUACCCGUACGUAGUUCACCUGGAGGGCGUCACUGAACAGAGCACGAGUACAGACAAUGAGCCGGCCGUAUCAUGCAGCACCGAGGGGGACGGCAAUCUCCCAUUCAGGGACAGCAGCAAGCCUCUGUACGGAGGGGGUGCUGGCACCUCGAGGCAGCUGAGUAGCGAGGACUUACCCAGCCAACGCACUGAAAACGUGGACGUUAUGGACAUCUCUUUCCUGUGCUAUGGUCUCCCCCACAGCUCCAGCAGCCACAGCGUGGAGGAGCGCAGUAACAACCCUGGGCUUGUCAAGCAGCGGACAAAGGAAAUAGAGGCCCGGAUCCGGCAUGCGGGGCUCACCACGCCCUCCCACAUGAAACGCUCAGCAUCCUUAGCCAAGCUGGACUGCCUGGAUCUCUCCAAGGAUGACUUAUCUGAGAGGGAAUCGGCUUCUUCCGACGCCAACCCGGUGCUUCUCACCUGCGUUGCACUUGGUCGAAGUUUUUGCGGGGGGAUGUUGGAGGGGAGCUUAGAAAGCCCAUGUGACAAGCACUGCGGUUCCUCUCUGCCAGCCCUUCAGGAUCCAAAGCCUACUAAGCAUUUUGUAGAACAGCUAAGAACAACAGAGUGCAUUGCCCAGAGCAAGCCGGUGGAGAGACCAUUAGCUCAGUACGCCAAAGAGUGUGGCUCAAGUCAGCAGAGUUUGUUUCCCAGUGCGGAUCCAGUGUGGACUAGCUCUGAGGAGGGUCCUCCGCUGCUGCAGGUGCAGGUUGUGGACUCCUUGUCUCCAGCUCAAAGCUUGGCUGUUGCACCCAGACAGCAACACGGUAGAACUCACCCUCUGAGGAGACUCAAAAAGACCAAUGAUAAAAAGCGGACAACCAAUCCACUCUAUAAUACUAUGUGAUUCUGAGCCCUCAGCUGUGAUUUCUUACAAAAGAGAACCCAUGUUGUUGCGUUCACACAAGGGGCAGGUGUAAUAUAUAAGGAACAUGCACUUUAUUGGUUAAUUUUAUAUAUAUUGUCAUUUUACUGUUCCUGGCGCAUGUAGGUGUGGGUUGGUUCUUCUGUGUGUGACUCUGACUGCAGGACUGUUUGUUUUUUAAUUUUUUUAACUCAGAUAACCUCAAAUGUUCUUUUUUUUGUUAGUUUGUUUUAAAAGAACACCUUUAGCAAAUGAAAAUUGCUGUUGGGUCACUUCUGCAAGGUGGAGUUUUGCAUAGAACCAGGUCCUAGUUUCUAACUUGAAUUUCCUCCAUGCCUUGAAAUGGUGCUGGGCAGUCAUUGGAGUGAGAACCCACAUAAAUGCGAAGGCUGUGCCAAGAUCCCUUUGUUUGGCCUUUCUUUUAUUUCUACAAACUGGAACUCCAUGACGGUGGCAGAUCACUUAUAAAACUGCUUCAGAAGAAA